Messenger RNA from Trematosphaeria pertusa, 675 nucleotides. RefSeq lists its product as uncharacterized. NCBI's taxonomy places the organism in Eukaryota, Fungi, Ascomycota, Dothideomycetes, Pleosporales, Trematosphaeriaceae. The annotation marks the transcript as partial. The transcript has 2 exons. The record is from RefSeq and is a predicted model, not a curated record.
GUCGUUUUGGAUCCAUCGCAGAUAACACGCGACUACGAUAAGCUCCGAUUCGAGGCUGCAGCCUUCGGUCAGCUCCAGCUUCCUGAACUUGAAGACCAUCAAGCUUCGACUCCGCCACAUCAUUCCACUUCCCUUAUAUCCUCACCAUACAACGAUCCAGGCCAUUACCUCGACCUUUCCGACCUGGACACGGCGGAUCUUAUCUUUGCCAAAGCACUCACGGCACUCAAGCCAGUCCGGCCAGACUACGCCACCGCUCCAUAUACCUCCUCCCUCAAUUUCCCCACAAUUCUAGACUUGAUUCGCGAGCUCGCCGCAGCCGAGAACUUUCAUUGGAAAUCUCACAGCUUCUACGUCGUCAUCUUCCGCUCCAAGCUUGAAGAAUGCAUCGACCCAGAGCUGCUGUAUACGCUCGACUACGAGAGUCAUCGCGAGGCGUGCGAGUCCGGAGGGCUGCUCAAGUAUUGGUUCGGUAAGCCUGAGUCAGAGAGAAGAAAUCUGGCUACCUGCUUCUGGCGCUCGCGAGAAGAUGCACACAAUGGCGGUACGGGGCCGUGGCAUAAGAAAGCGAGGGCUGCGGGAGGAAACCUGUAUGAGGAGAUCCGCUUCUCGACACAUCGGUUCACGAUACUUGAUGGGGCGAAGGAGUUCCGCUUUGAGGAGUGGUGCGAUUGA